This is a messenger RNA of Setaria italica (foxtail millet), 1092 nucleotides long. Its product is annotated as protein mago nashi homolog 1. NCBI's taxonomy places the organism in Eukaryota, Viridiplantae, Streptophyta, Magnoliopsida, Poales, Poaceae. Bases 122 to 604 code for a protein of 160 amino acids. Gene Ontology annotation, cellular component: nucleus; exon-exon junction complex. The transcript is spliced from 3 exons. The record is from RefSeq and is a predicted model, not a curated record. Gene Ontology annotation, biological process: RNA splicing.
AGUUGGUGACUGAGGUGGAAGAAGAGGCGAGCACGUUUGGUUGGCGGCGGACACCCCCCCACCCAUCUCCUCCAAAACCCCCAUCCGCUCACUGAGAAGGGAAGAGAGAGAGAUAAAAUCGAUGGCGAGUGGCGGCGGCGACAACGGCGGCGGCGCGGGCGACGCCGAGUUCUACCUGCGGUACUACGUGGGGCACAAGGGCAAGUUCGGGCACGAGUUCCUCGAGUUCGAGUUCCGCCCCGACGGCAAGCUCCGCUACGCCAACAACUCCAACUACAAGAACGACACCAUGAUCCGCAAGGAGGUCUUCGUCUCCCCAUCCGUCCUCCGCGAGGCCAGGAGGAUCAUUCAGGAGUCCGAUAUUAUGAAGGAGGACGACAGCAACUGGCCGGAGCCCGACCGCAUCGGGCGCCAGGAGCUCGAGAUCGUCAUGGGCAACGAGCACAUCUCCUUCACCACAUCCAAGAUCGGCUCCCUCGUCGAUGUCCAGUCCAGCAAGGACCCGGAGGGCCUCCGGAUCUUCUACUACCUCGUCCAGGAUCUGAAGUGUUUUGUGUUUUCACUCAUCAACCUCCACUUCAAGAUCAAGCCGAUUCAGUCCUGAGCUCCAUUCCAUGCUGUCUCAUAUUUGUGUUAUGUGAGAAGUGAGUGUUUAAGAGAGAACCAUGUACCAUGUAAGAUCCUAUUUAGUUUGUGAUGAUGCACUCGGGUUUUGUGGAGCACUGGGUGGAAGUGGGACUUUGAGUUUGCCUGGGGUUGCUGUUUGGAUUGUGCAAACUGCCAGUAAUGAUAUUUAUUUUCCUUUUCCAGUUUCCUGUUAGGUGGAGUCUUCUUGUUAUCAGCCAAUUGUUAAGGUCGUUUGGCACACCAGUCUUUCCUGUUGUUUUGUGCUGAACCUCCUGUGACAUUAUCAUCAGUGCUCUGCGGAAGGUGGCGCGACACAGUAACAGGUGCCGACCUGUGGUGAUCCAAGUCCAGCCAAUCGCCAUCACAGGGUAAAAUCUGCUGUGCAUUUCUGUAGUGGGUUGGCUGUAAAAAAUGAUUGGAUUCAUCAAAGAUAACUGCAAGGAAACAUUGUUUUGUAAAGCUGAA